AUGCCUACAGAAUCCACAUUCCCCAGCAUACCCAUCCCGGAUGUCGAUCUCUGGACCUUUAUGUUCGAGAGGAAGCCGGAGGAAAGGCAAUAUCCUGAUGAUAGAGUGAUCUAUAUCGACCCCGAUACCAAGCGUAGCUACACCUACGCCCAAGUCCGCAGCGUCGCCCUCGACUUUGGAAAAGGUCUCAAAGCAAAUUGGGGCUGGGAGAAAGGCGAUGUGUUAGCAUUUUAUACCCCGAAUUGCAUCGACACCCCAGCCGUAACAUGGGGCACACACUGGGCCGGCGGAGUGCUGUCGCCAGCAAAUCCAGGAUACACAGCGGAGGAACUGGCAUUCCAGUUGAAGGACUCGGGGGCCAAGGCCUUAAUUACCCAGAAACCCUUCUUAAGUGCAGCGCGGGAAGCCUGCCAAAAAGUUGGAAUUCCUGAUGAUAGGAUUAUCCUCAUGGGCGACGAGAGGGACGUGACGGGGCGAUUCAAGCACUUCUCGAGUAUCAGGAAUAUAUCCGGCGUGUCACGGUUCAGGAAAGUGAAGUUGAAUCCGAAGAAAGAUCUCGCAUUUCUGGUAUACAGUUCUGGCACGACAGGGCACCCCAAAGGCGUCAUGCUUUCACACACCAAUAUUGUGUCAAACGUGCUGAUGGGAUAUCAGGGGGAAGGAGGAAAUCUGUCUUGGAAAGGAGGGAAGGAUAAUCAGGGGGAUAGGAUUCUAGCCUUCCUGCCCUUUUUCCACAUUUACGGCCUCACAUGUCUCGUCCACCAAGCCCUAUACUCCGGCUGGACCCUCGUCGUAAUGCCCAAAUUCGACCUCGAGAGGUUCUGCACGCACAUUCAAAACUACCGCAUAACAUUUGCCUAUGUGGUCCCGCCCGUGGUCCUCGCCCUGGGCAAGAGUCCAGUAGUGUCCAAAUACGACCUCUCAUCCAUCCGCAUGCUGAACUCGGGCGCUGCACCCCUAACCCGCGACUUAGUAGAAGCCGUCUGGAAACGGCUAAAGAUCCCCAUAAAGCAGGGCUACGGUUUGUCCGAGACCUCACCGACAACACACACUCAACGCUGGCAAGACUGGCAAGCGACCAUCGGCUCGGUAGGCUACCUCCUUCCCAACCAGGUCGCGAAAUACAUGUCUGCCGAUGAAACGGAAGUUCCCGCCGGCCAAACAGGCGAGCUCUGGAUUAAGGGUCCCAACAUUUUCCUGGGGUACCUUAACAAUCCCGCUGGCACGGCUAAUGCCCUUACCGCUGAUGGGUAUUUCAAAACUGGCGAUGUGGGCCAUCAAGAUAAAGCUGGGAACUUCUUUAUCACAGACCGGGUCAAGGAACUCAUCAAAUACAAAGGCUUUCAAGUACCUCCAGCAGAACUGGAAGGCCUCCUGUUAGGACAUCCCGAUGUCGACGAUGCAGCGGUUAUUGGCGUGUAUAACGCCGAGCAAGCCACGGAGGUUCCGAGGGCUUAUGUGGUUCCGAGGAAAGGAAUUGAGGGAACUAAAGAGAAGGAGAGGGAUAUCAUGCAAUGGAUCGAAAAGAAGGUUGCGAGUCACAAGAAGCUAAGGGGUGGUGUUGUUUUUGUUGACGAUGUUCCGAAGAGUGCCAGUGGGAAGAUUUUAAGGAGGGUGUUGAAGGAGAGAGUGCUGGAGGAGCAGAAGAAGGCGCUCAAGGCUAAGUUAUAG
Molecule: messenger RNA, 1671 nt
Organism: Venustampulla echinocandica
Lineage: Eukaryota; Fungi; Ascomycota; Leotiomycetes; Helotiales; Pleuroascaceae
Product: Acetyl-CoA synthetase-like protein
Exons: 3
Coding region: 1-1671 (556 amino acids)
Biological process (GO): secondary metabolic process
Molecular function (GO): CoA-ligase activity
Source: RefSeq, a predicted model, not a curated record